UCACACAGUGCACCUUGACCCAUCGGAGGAGAUACAGUGACACAGCUGGGACAUUCAUUGCUGGGGCUGAAGCCAUCAAAGACAGGUUGAUGCGGUAAUGUGCAAGAAUCGAAAGGGUCUGCUUGUAGGAUGCCUGAUCUUAAUCUCUGUGAUAUCCGGGAUUGUAGCCCUCAUCCUCAGCAUUGUGGAAAUACGAAAUAUCUACCUACCAUCACCUGACAAGUACGGAAUAGUGUUUGACGCCGGCUCGUCCCACACCUCCCUUUAUGUUUACAAGUGGCCUGCGAAUAAAGAGAAUGACACGGGGAUUGUCAGCCAGAUCUACAUGUGCAGCGUACAAGGCCCAGGGAUUUCAUCCUAUGCUGGUAAUCCUGCCCAGGCCGGGGAAAGUUUAAAGCCGUGCAUGGAGGAAGCUUUGAGAGUCAUCCCGGCAUCGCAACAGAAGGAAACAACCACUUUAUUGGGUGCUACGGCCGGCAUGCGGCUUCUCAGUGUGACGAAUCCAAACCAAACACAGGAACUCUUUCGAGAAAUUUCGAAAACCCUUCGAGCGUACCCCGUGGACUUUCAGAGCGCUCGGAUCCUGACGGGCAGCGAGGAGGGCUCACUGGGAUGGAUCACAGUCAACUAUAUUGUGGGCACAAUCUUACGGUAUUCCUUUACGUCAACCUGGAUUCAUCCCGAUGGCCAGACAAUAGGAGCCAUGGAUCUCGGUGGGGCCUCUACGCAGAUGACCUUUGUUCCCUCUGUAGCUAUUGAAGACAAAGACGCAGAGAUGCAUUUCCGACUGUAUGGCUAUAACUAUACGAUCUACACCCAUAGUUACCUUUGUUACGGCCAAGACCAGUUCUUUAAGAGAGUACUUGCAGCGCUCGUAAAGGAUUCCCACACACUGGCUGUUGCACAUCCUUGCUAUCCCAAGGGUUACACUGCUACUGUAUCACCUGCCUCUCUGUACAACAGUCCGUGUGUACCACAAGCCGUUAUUCCGGAGCAGAACUUCACGGUGACUGGCGCAGGGAACCCUGAUCAGUGUCGCCAAACCGUCAUGGAAGUAAUGAACUUCACCAAUUGUCGUAUAGAGCCUUGCUCCUUCGCUGGGGUCUAUCAGCCACCUGUGCACGGACUGUUCUACGCAUUUUCUGCGUUUUAUUAUACGUUAAACUUCCUAAAUCUCACCGACGGACAGUCCCUGAGUGUCACCAAUCAGACUGUCCAGGAAUUCUGCACGCUUGAAUGGAAAAAGCUGGAACAAGACUUCCCUCUAGAAAAGAAGGAUCGUCUGUUACAUUAUUGCACCUCCGCCAUCUACAUCCUCACCUUGCUGCUCGAUGGAUACAAUUUUAGCGAACAAACCUGGGGCAACAUCCAUUUUACUCAACAGGUUGAUAAUACCGAUGUUGGCUGGACUCUUGGGUACAUGCUAAACCUGACCAACAGGAUCCCGUCUGAAGCUCCCUCACUGCUAAAGGGCCACAGUUACAACCUGUGGGUGUCUGAGCUUUUCUUUAUAGUACUGAGUAUCACCGCCGGACUAGUGGCCGCUUCUCUCCAGUGUUUUCGCCGGAACGUGUGUUCAGGGCAGGGGGGAUGGAGCUGAUAUCCGAGAAUAUAUCCCUUUAUUGGAGAAGGAAACGUAAAGAAAGGCUCCCAUCCAAAGGAACUAGUCAUCCAAGAGACAUAGAAACAUAGAAUGUGACGGCAGAUAAGAACCAUUCGGCCCAUCUAG
This is a messenger RNA of Pelobates fuscus (common spadefoot toad), 1729 nucleotides long. RefSeq names its product ectonucleoside triphosphate diphosphohydrolase 8-like. Gene Ontology annotation, molecular function: hydrolase activity. Lineage: Eukaryota; Metazoa; Chordata; Amphibia; Anura; Pelobatidae. Gene Ontology annotation, cellular component: plasma membrane. The record is from RefSeq and is a predicted model, not a curated record. The coding region runs from base 98 to 1600 and encodes 500 amino acids. The transcript is spliced from 10 exons.